Molecule: messenger RNA, 1672 nt
Organism: Klebsormidium nitens
Lineage: Eukaryota; Viridiplantae; Streptophyta; Klebsormidiophyceae; Klebsormidiales; Klebsormidiaceae
Source: the annotation of a GenBank genome assembly
AUGGACACUUCACAAGAGCCCCCCCCCGACACCGCUGAGCUGCAAAGCAGAGCAAACACUUACAUCGAGACUCCCUUGGAAACAAAGCCUGCUCCUGAGCUGGAUCCAGAGCCCUCUGACGUGGGCACUUCAGAAGGGGCAGUAGAAUCCAUGGGACCUGACACUAGGACGCUUCAUGAGACAAGGGAACCACCCUCAUCAAAUGCCCCUUCAGAAGCCCCUGCCAUAGAGCCCAACAAGCUAGCUCAGGAAGGAAGGUCUCAAAACCUCCCAUCAACAGAGGAUCUCCAGUCGAUUGCUGCUCGGCUGAUAGUGUUUGGGUUCACAGGCAAAGGGCCCACUCUGAACAAGCACGCCAAGAACAUGAUUGCUCGGGGCGCGGGCGGCGUGAUCCUGUUCUCGCGCAACUUUGCGGACCCCCCCCAGGUCGCGGAGCUGGCUGCCAACCUGAAGCGCGAGGCGGGCAGCCGGCCGCUGCUCGUCAUGGUCGACCAGGAGGGGGGGCGCGUGCAGAGACUGGGCCCGCCCUUCACUGUCGUCCCCCCAGCAAGAACAAUUGGGGCUGCGGGGGAUCCCUCUACAGCCGAAGCGGCAGGGAGAGUCCUAGGCAAAGAGCUGCGCGCGGUGAACGUGGACAUGGACUUGGCGCCCGUGAUGGACGUCGACACCAACCCGCUGAACCCGGUGAUUGGCAGCCGCAGCUUUGGCACGUCGCCGGAGGUGGUGUCAGAAAUGGGGUACGCGGUCAUCCGGGGCCUGCAGCAGGAAGGGGUGGCCGCGUGUGCCAAACACUUCCCGGGCCAUGGCGAUACUGAACAAGACAGUCAUCUCAGCCUGCCGCACGUGCACCACGACCGGGAGAGGCUCGAACGCGUUGAGCUGCCGCCCUUCGCGGCCGCCAUCAGCGCUGACGUGGCGUCCAUCUUGGUUGCCCACGUGGCCGUCCCCGCCCUCGCGGCCGCCCCCUCCGAGGCCGCGCUGCCCGCGUCCCUGAGCCGCGGCGCGCUGCAUUACCUGCGGCACACGCUGCACUUCGACGGCGUCAUCGCCACGGACUGCCUCGAGAUGGGCGCCAUCGCGCAAUCGUACGGCAUCGCGGAGGCGGCCGCGGCGGGCCUUGCCGCGGGGUGCGACAUGUUCCUGGUAUGCCACACGGAGGAGAAACAGGUGGCCGCGAUCGAGGGGAUUGCGGCGGCCGUAGAGGCGGGGCAUGUGCCCCUGAAGCGGCUGCGGGAAGCGCAGUGGCGGAUCGGACAGCUGGCGAGCACUUACUGCCGGCCCGCGCCGUCGCUGAGCGACCCCGUGGAGACGGCGUACCGGGAAGCGCUGGUAGGCAGCGUCGGAAGCAGGGCACACAAAGAGGCGAUCGCGGAGAUUGUGAAGCAGGCGCAGGAGAGGACGCAGGGGGAAGGGGGGAGGACGGAAUCUGGAGAUGAUAUAGCGCCGGAAGAUGAUCUCGUGAAACAGAGUGGAACUUAGAAAGGUGUACAGACAUUGCCUUAGGUGUGAGAACGUGAUCGAAGUAAACGUGCAACCCUGGAAAUUUUGGUUCAAAAAGCUCGUUUGAAUCUGCGUAGUCGUACUUGAUUUGAUUUUCAUGCAGGAGUCUCAUGCAGUACGACUACAAUACAACCAAUUCUACAAUGAGUCAGCGCCCGGCCAAGUGCAGAAG